Lodderomyces jiufengensis is the source of this 2823-nucleotide messenger RNA. RefSeq lists its product as uncharacterized. The transcript has a single exon. Lineage: Eukaryota; Fungi; Ascomycota; Pichiomycetes; Serinales; Debaryomycetaceae. The record is from RefSeq and is a predicted model, not a curated record. The annotation marks the transcript as partial.
AUGCUAAUGUUGUUCUCAAUUUAUCAUCAAAUAAUGAAGGCUUACAUGUUGCAAAUUCAGCUGUUUCAGAUGACGCUACCAAACGUCAAAUUAUACUUGAUUCUGGAGCCAGUGUUAAUUUAUGUAAUAAUCUUACAUAUUUACAUGACUUUACCAUGUUUGAAGAACCUAAAUCUGUUACUGUUGCUAAUGGAGAAAAAGUUCCUGUGUUUGGUUUUGGUACACUCAAGUUACAAGCUACUAAUAAAGAUGUUUUUCUGAUUAACUUUACUGGUUAUUGUCCUUCUAUGGCACUUACACUUAUUAAUCCCAAAUCAUUACUUGGUCCAAAUGAUAGCUUAGAAAUUACUGCUCAAACUGUUGUCCAUUCUAAAAUUGGUACUAUUGGCAUUUACAAUGAUAUGAUUAAAUGUAUUUUGACUCCAAUUUUAUCUCAAUUAGAUCCAAAUAUCCACGAAAAUCUUAUAAAUUCAGUGUCAUUUUCUACUUUACAUUCAUCAUUUGGUCAUCCAAAUAUAAAUUCAUUUAGAUCCAUGUUAAAAGAUGCUGGUAUUCCAUUCAAAUCAUCAGAUUUAGAUAUAAAUUGUGAUCAUUGUUUCAAAUCAAGAAAUUUUAAGUCUUUUCCUACUACUUCAAGUUCACCUGCAACAACUGCACCUUUACAAUUAGUUCAUACAGAUAUAGCAGGACCUUUUGGAACAGCUAGUAUUCAGAAUGAACAAGUAAUGCUAAUAAUUGUUGAUGAUUUUACAAGAAUGAAAUUUGUUUUUCCACUUAAAUCUAAGAAUGAAGCAUCUGAUAAAAUUAUUGAUUGGAUUCAAGAAUGGGAAAGAUAUUUUAUUUCCAGAGGAGGUCAUAAAGUUGCAUCUUUGAGAUCAGAUAACGGUGGUGAAUUUAAUAAUCAAAAAUUAUCAAAUUAUUGCAAAAUUCACGGAAUAAAAAGAGAAACUACAAUACCUCACACAAGCCACCAAAAUGGUGUAGCGGAAAGAGCUAUAAGAUCAGUUGAAGACAAGCUGAGAGUUAUAUUAGAGACUUCUGGUUUACCUACUAAAUUUUGGUCAUUCUCAAUGGUUUUAGCUGCUCAAUUACUAAAUAUUUCAAAUUCUGCUACUUUAUCAAAUAAAUGUUCUUUUGAAUUAUGGUUUAACAAAUUACCCAAUUAUAAACAAUUUCACCCAUUUGGCUGUAGUGUAUUUGCACACAUUCCAACCACUUACAGGUCCAAGUUACAAGCAAAUGGUGUUAAAUGCAUUUUCUUAGGUUUUGCUCCCAAUCAAGCUGGUUUCAAUUUGUUCGAUAUUGAUGCUCAAAAAUUAGUAGUUGCAAAAGAUGUUAAAUUUAUAGACACAGAGUUUAUUGGUUCAUCUAUUGAUUAUUCAGGUUUAACUAAUGAUUCUUCAAAUAUUCAAGGUGUUGUUAGAAAUAAAUUUGAUACAGAAAUUUUCGCACCAAGUUUUAGACCCAAUAGUGUUGCUACCAAUUCAGAAUCUGAAACUUCAAGUAUUUUUAGUCCACAAUCUAUUGCAAAUUCACCAACAUAUUCAAAUGAUAUUCCUAAUUCACCAAGUCCUAGUCCACAAAUUGAAUCUCCUUAUUUACUGGAUACUCCACAAGAUAAACCCUCAAUAAUAUCUGAUUCCACAUAUGAAAUUUCAUCUGAUUCAUCGUAUAAUAGUCCAACUACUAGAGAAAUCUUAGAAAAUUUAAGUCCUGAACCAGCAAAUACUUCAGAUUUUAAUUAUUUAAGUGAUUCAUCUGCUACUGACUUUACUGAUUCAUCUGGUGAUCCUGAUUUAUUUACUGGAAAUGUUAAUUUACUGAUUGAAAAAUCACUUUGCGGGGGGAUGAAUGAUUAUUUAGUAAAUAAUAUUGAAGAAAAAACAAUUGCAAAAGUAAAUUAUAAACCAAAGUCAUCUAAUAAGAGAUUUAAAAUUCAAAAUACUCAAAUUGAUUUUUCAUCAUCAAUUAAUAAUGUGGAUUAUAUAUAUGGAAAUGGAUUUGUUGUUGAAAAACCAGUUGAUAAUUAUAUUCCAAAUACAUAUAAACAAGCAAUUGCAAGUGAUAAAAAGGAUGCAUGGUUAGAAGCUAUGAAUGAAGAAAUGGCUGCUCAUGAAGAAAAUAAAACUUGGGAGUUAGUUGAUUUACCAAAAGAUAAGAAAGCUAUUGGGUGCAGAUGGGUUUUCACUAAGAAAGAUAGUGGAAAAUUGANGUUGAAAGCCCGUCUUGUAGCCCAAGGCUUUAAACAGGUUGAGGGGGUGGACUAUGGGGAAACCUUCUCUCCUGUCAUCAGAAGUGAAACAAUCAAAUUAUUAUUUGCAUUAGCUGCUAGAACCAAUAAAAUAGUUAAUCAAAUGGACGUAUCUACGGCGUUCUUGAAUGGUUAUAUAGAGGAAGAGAUAUUUAUGAAUACUGCUCCUGGUUUUGAGGUUGAAGGCAAAGUUUAUCGUUUGGUUAAAAGUUUAUAUGGGCUUAAACAAGCUCCAGCCGCUUGGAAUAAGUCAAUCAAUCUGGUACUAGAAAAAUUUGGAUUUAAAAGAGUUGCUUCAGAAUUAGGUCUUUAUGUUAAAGAAGAAGUGUAUUUGGGUCUUUAUGUUGAUGAUUUGUUAAUUGCUGCUAAUACUCAAGAUGAAUUAAAUGAAGUUAAAGAUUUGCUCAAAAAUAAUUUCAAAAUGAAAGAUCUUGGUAGUCCCAAAAAGUUUUUGGGGAUGAAUAUAGACCAUAAGAAAAAUGGUAUUAAAAUUUCACUACACGAUUAUAUUGAUAAAAUGUUGCAAGAUUUUAGUAUGCAAGAUUGUAACCCAGCUGCUAUCCCAACUAUUA